Molecule: messenger RNA, 2926 nt
Organism: Toxoplasma gondii ME49
Lineage: Eukaryota; Apicomplexa; Conoidasida; Eucoccidiorida; Sarcocystidae
Product: Toxoplasma gondii family A protein
Exons: 1
Coding region: 732-1919 (395 amino acids)
Source: RefSeq, a predicted model, not a curated record
AACUAUAUGUGUCAUUCUGUUAGUAACAACGCCUGGAGGCCUGGUCGCGGCACCAGCCAGCUCGCGGUGCUGUCGGCUAUAUGACCCAUUUUUGCUUGCCUGCAGUGACACUCGGUGACUGUGAGGCCCAUAGACCGAGUCUGUUCGUCUUUUCGCUUUCUGAAGAUUUCGAGUUGAGGCUGGCAAAUGUUGCCAGUUUUGUGUUCUGUGUCUGCUCUGGACGUCAACCCUUCAGUUGUUGCUCGUUGAGUUUGGGGCAUCGAGAGUCGCCUUACCCGUUUGAGUAUGGCGACCAUCAGAUGCUUUUCCCCAAAGUAUAUAACACACUGUGAACGCAUUUGCAUGAAACAUUUUGCUUCGAACUUCCCUCCACCAAUCAGAACACACAAAAACUAAUGUGUCCCUCUCUAUCGCCAUGUUGUCCUGCCAAACAAGCGCAUGCCCGGUCGACCCGCGAAUGGCCCACCCCGGUCCCUCAUCUUCGACGGCUGCGAACCCUCAGGCUCGCCCAGACCCUCGCCACAGGUGAAGAAGCGAUUGCUCAUUUUCUGAGGACUGCCAUCCAGUCACUUACUGUGCGCGGAGAGAAGAGUCAAAGCAAGUUAUGCUUCCAUGAAAAGCUGAAAAGUCUCACGCCUUUUUGUUCCUUCUUUUGGCUAUCAAGGGGAAGGCCGGUUGCGUCUGUUUUAGUCUGACACAGUUUCUAUGUAGUACCCCUGUCCGCAGUCGCCAUGGAAGGACGAAUCCUUCAAGUCACAUGCUUGACGCUAAUGAUGGGCACCGUCCUGUCGUGCAUGGGGGUGGAAUCGAUUAAACCAACAACCGAGUUUAAUUUCACCACCACCAUCCCGAAAGCUGGUCUCGAAAAGAAUGUGGAGCUAGUCUUCCUCCUAGGACCAUCGAACACGCUUCAGGUCAUUGAUGAAACUUCAAGUGCUGUCUAUUUGCCAAGAGAGAGCGCCAGCACAGAAGAGCCUCCGUCGGAACCGUAUGGUGCCGCGUAUCGGUAUGAGAACGGAGCAUGCGAUUUCGCCAAGACGAUCGAGUUCAAAGAUGAGUUUCCUGGGUACAAGACGCCAUUAUGGGUUCAGGAGCAGAUAGCAUCGGAAGAGAGUGAAAGAGAAUCCGCGGGAAAGGUUGUAAAGUACGUGUUUACCAAUCCUCCUGCUGAGUACUUGGGUGGAAGAUUGAGUUUUUGUGUGCGAUUCAAGACGAUGCUGGCUCCUGGGUCGAAUACAGAAACCAGCACAUCGCCUCCCACGCCGUCUGUGCCGUCGGGCGGGGCCAAGCCAGACGGAACUACAAAUCCAGAAAACGAAGAUGGCGGCUCAAACCCUGUGAAACCCGGCCUUCCGUCGCCAGAAACAGGACUCCAGCCUGAUUUGGAGAGCAGUCCUGUGACCCCACCUCCGAAACCAGCAGACCCGCCCGCUUCAUCAGGACAUGGUUCACAUACUGAUGAUCAAAUGGCAGGAGCGGAAGACGGGAAGGGAGACAGCCUUGGAGACGAAGGAGAGGAGGAAAACUCUGCUUUAGGUUCGACAAGUUCCGCAAGCUCCAUCAGUCACGCGAACAGCCAGCCACCAUCAUCUCGUCCAACCGUUGAUCAGACAGGCGAGAAUAACGAAGAUGGCCUUGCUCGCUCGGCUGUUCAUCACAAACCGAUCCAAGAAGAGACCCCAGCUACGAUUCAAGGCGACGCAGCUGCCGCUGGAUUCGAAACGACAGAUCAGCAUCUCGAACAUGGUGUUAGCAGGGAGGGUGGCGCUCGGAUGCGGCGCCUCACUGAAAAGCCUGCAGCGACUGAAGCAUUCUUGACCAUUGUAGUACACUCCGCGGCAUGGCGCGUUACGGGUGGAAUGGGACUUCUGCCAGUUUCUCUUCUCACCGUGGCAACUGCACUGUUCCUGGUUUGGUAAUUGUUUGUAGGUUGUUAUUAGAAGGAAAUAUUCAAAUAAGUAGGAGAUAAUGCAGGAUGGGCAUGUGUCUUCGACAUUGUGUCGGGUGCUACUGUACGGACGCGGGCGAAUCCAGCUUCGCGUAUCUGCGGCGUAGUUGCGCAGCUGAAAGUGGGCCCUGGCUCAAAACAGGUUUGUGUUCCGUUGUCGUCGCAUUGUGUUUUUUUAUACGUAUGUGUCCAGCAUUUGCAGGGAACCCAUGUUUAAGGAGUGCUGCAGUUGUCAGAGUGCUAAAAUUGUAUCUUCCGAGACUUUUCACGCGUCCGGCUGCUCUGGUUAAGAGGGUGGGUGGUGUGGCGUAGCACAGCAGGUAACAUUCGUAAGACGUUACCAUAGGAUUGGUGCGAGGCAGUUACUGCAACCAGAGUGCAAUCCAUUAUUCAACUCCUUGUCCUUUGUCUGCGGCGCUACGCCACUUCACGUGGUCUUCGGGCAUCGACACGAUACAGUCGGUAGUGACACGGACACUUUCCGGACGGACUACAAGGAGUUUGCUCCCGGGUACUAUUCCGGAUUGACAGCAUACCCAGACUUGAUUCUGUGUUCUGGUGCACAGCCUUCUCACCCUUUUCGCGCACAGCUCCGCUUCUCGAAUGCACUCGACACACCGCCGGAACUGUGUGCGACCCCGCCUAAAAGUGCGAUGGACAACUGCAACCCACAAAAACAGCUGAGACUACACAUGGAAGACCGCGUCGGCCAGAAAUGCACCAAUCCCGUACAGGAACAGAUGUGCAUAUCAAUAGUAAGUUGAGGUGACCUGGUAGAUACUUCAUUUUCUUCAUCAAUUCCUGCGGAUCUUUCGAGAGGACAUGCAAGGCCACUGGGGCAUCUGCCGGCAAAAAGUGAAAUACGGGCAAUAACGCACAGCAUAUGCCAAUGUUGCAUCAUCUGCAUUUGCUCGGGCUGUUCGCAUCGGCCCUUGCCAAUCUGGUUGCCCCGGCGCCACCUCAUGCAUUGCCUCCUGU